Anarrhichthys ocellatus (wolf-eel) is the source of this 5176-nucleotide messenger RNA. It is a transcript of the gene cbarpa, whose product is annotated as CACN subunit beta associated regulatory protein a. Gene Ontology annotation, cellular component: secretory granule; plasma membrane. The transcript is spliced from 11 exons. Bases 301 to 3279 code for a protein of 992 amino acids. Gene Ontology annotation, molecular function: transmembrane transporter binding. NCBI's taxonomy places the organism in Eukaryota, Metazoa, Chordata, Actinopteri, Perciformes, Anarhichadidae. The record is from RefSeq and is a predicted model, not a curated record. Gene Ontology annotation, biological process: negative regulation of voltage-gated calcium channel activity; negative regulation of calcium ion-dependent exocytosis.
UUCAUAACUACAGUCUUCAUCUGAAGCCCAAAUUAAAGUAUGCAGACGGGGCAGGCUGCCUGUGGACCACCGCUUCAAACGGAGUCUACAGCCCGGCUGAGAGCAGACGACGUAGAGAUGCGGGACAGCCCUGAUCGGCGGGUUUUCGGAGGAGAAAGGAAGAUGCUGCUGCUGCUGCUGAGGCUGCUGCUGCUGAGCGCUGCCGGCUGCAGCGGGUCGCUGUAGUCAGUCUGCACAGAGCGGAGGGGAGCUGCUUCAACACCGCCUGUAUAGACCGGUUCACACACACUGACCUGGACCAUGAGCAAUGAUUCGCCUGUUCUGACAAGUCUGACUGAGCACUCCACCGAUGUGCCUGUGGCGGCAGGCCAGGUGGAGAACUAUGUGCUGCUGUUGGUGCUGCUGAGUGUUUUUGCCGGGGGGACGCUGGUCCUGCUCUCCCUGCUGCUCCUCUUCUGUCACCGCUGCUGCUUGGGUGGACGACGCUACUCCAGAGCGAGUGAUGACCCAGAGAAGACAAACACCACUUAUGCUGAGGAUUCUCAGCCCACCCAAGAGAUCACCAUUCAUCUGGAUGAAUCAGACGCUCUCUCAGCUGCCAGCUGUCACGAUGGAGAGUCGGAGCGAUUUGUCUCCACUGGGUCUACCGGCCGCAGAGUCUCAUUUAAUGAAUCUGCACUUUAUGAACAGGAGAAGACGACCCAGGACAAAGGACGCAGGUACACUCUGACUGAGGGAGACUUCCACCACCUGAAAAAGGCCCGGCUGACCCACCUUCACCUGGCUCCGGCCCCGUGUGACCUGAAGAUCCUCACCAUCAUGGAGUGUGACUCAACAGAGAGCAGCACCGUCAACAUCAAUGAGACCGCAGCUCCCAAACUGCCCCUCGCUAUCUACCAGCCCACUGAGAGAAGAGUCCCUGACUGGGUGGGACUCAGCCUCAGCGGAGGUCUGCCUGGAGACCCGCACCACUCCACCAUACUGGACCAGGGCCCCAGACAGGCUUCAUCCGCCAUGAAAGCACAGCAGUCAUGGUCCCAGACAAUGGAGGCUAUCGGGGACAGGGGAGAGGCUGAGAGCGAAAGGGGGAUGAGAGGAGAGUCGACUCAAGCUCCGGGACAGACUUCAGUUCUACAUUUCUUCUCUAAACUGCGGCGUCAUGCCAGUCUGGAGGGGGCAGGGCCUUACUUCAGGAAGUGGAAGUUUGACAGCAGUCAUCGGGCUGCCAGCCUGGAUGCCAAAGGAUCCCCCAAGAGGAGGCCCUUCCAGAGACAGAGAGCAGCAAGUGAAACCACUGAUCACACCGACGACGACUCUUUGUCCCUCGGAGAUGAGGUCAUUGAGUCGUUCCCACAGUCCCCUGUCCUGACCAGUGGCCUCCAGUCCCUCUCUGCAGAGUCUCUUUCUCCACCAGAAACUGUACUCACGUCAUCAAUCUUCCUCAGCAGGUUAAAACCAGAGGCCAUGGUGGAGUUAGGUAGCAGCGGCCCCAGAGGAGAGGAUCUCUGUUCACCAACAAAUGAUUGUCACGCCCAGAGGCAGGAGGAGGCAACAGCCAAUGGGACAGGAGUAGAAACAGAAACAAAGUUCGGUGCAGGUACAAGAACAGAAGCAGUGGGAGUCGAGCUAGAGUCGGUAGAAGAUGACGACUUUUUUGCGGUACGACAAGGAACUGCUGUACAGGAAAGGUUCGAAGACAUGUUAAAUACACCUAAAGACACACAGACAUCGGACGUGAGGAAAACGAGUGAGGCAGAUGAAGGAGAUGAGCUGGUGUUGGGAGCUGAGGCCAGGUUAAGGGCCGGCUCAGGCUCAUCCCUUUCCUUCAUGAUUCGCCAGGAGAGCUCGGAGGCUCCUCCCUCCCUGUACAGAGACAUUUGGAGCUUGCGAGCCUCUCUCGAGCAAUACGCCUCCUCAGACCAGAGCAGCACAGAUCGGGAGUCCAUCCGCAGUGAUGCCGACAGCGUCUCAUCCCAUGGUGGUGCAGGAGCUCGCUCUGGCCUGGACAGCUGCUUGUCCCAAGACCUGGACGAUGAGCCUGAAGGAGAAGGCGAGGGAGAGAUGUUGGAGGGAGGAUUCAGAGGGGCGUCAGGUGGGAAUAAUGAGGUGGGAAGUGGAGCUGGGGGAGAGGGUGAGGCAGGGAAUCGUAAACUCCUCCAGAUGGACAGCGGCUACACCUCCAUUGAAGCACCAUCCAGGGCACCAGAAGAAAUGCGGCUUUUUGGGACUCCUGGAGCUCCGAGAGGGAAGACGGCAUCUGAGAGAAGGUUGUUCUUCACCAGCUCUGGGAGAAAAGGUUCAGUGUGCGAGAGCGUCGAGGCCAGGCAGUUUCAGGAGGAGCUGGAGGAUGAGAUGGACGGCACAGAGGAGAAACUAAAGGAGAGAUCUCAAACUGGCAGCCAGUCUCUUACCCUUCAAGAACCACAUCAGCUUCUGAAAUCCCUUCAACCUCCAGAAUCACAAUCACAGUUGAUGUCUCCUCUGAUUAAGCCAAUCCCACAGUCCUCUACUCCCCACAAACCCCAUCUCCACCGCCGCGACUACAGCAUCGACGAGAAGACAGACGCUCUCUUCAACGAGUUCCUCCGUCACGAUCCACGCUUUGACCAGCAGGAUUCGCCGCUGCGCUCCAGGCACCGAUCCAGAGUUCACCUCCGAAAACAGUGGCAGCGACACAAGCAAUACAGCGACCCAGGUUCAGGUGCUGGGGGUAGGUACUCCCCAUCUUUGGAGAGGCAGAGGUUCACGCCGCUGAGGAGAGGCGACAGCGCCGGUUACCCUCUGGACACCAGGUAUCACAGCACACUCUCGCGCAUUGCGAGUGCUGCUGACGAGGAAGCCAGCGAGGUUGCGGCCUGUGAGGUUGCGGCCUGUGAGGAAGCCGCCAAAGAGAGCACAGAUGACAAAGAUGAAGGAGGUGCCGAGGAAGCCUCAGAAAGUACAGCCGACACAACCUCCGAAGGCACCGACGCAACAAAGAGUUGCACAGAGUCGACUGGUGAUGGCUGCCAGGUCUCUACAAAAAAGGGCAAGGGAAGCACAACUAGCCGGUCUUUGACCACUACACAGAUGAGCAACAUGGAUCCGAGAAUCAACAACAGAAACAACAACAGCAGUCAAGCUAUUCUAUCCGAGAGCAGCCUGACAGACAAGCUGGUCGUGUCGGUUGAAGAGAGGCUCUACAGCAGCCUGCGCAGUGCAGAGAAGCUUGGCCACGGAGGAACGGAGCGUGUGCUCACCGUGUCACACACAGCCUCACCCGGCUUCAGUCCCAUAUAACCGGUUAACAAUCUCAUCUUCUUCAUCGACUUUAUUUCACAUCCAUUAUCUAUAGACGACAGACUUGAACAAAAGGGUCUUUAGCACUUCAAGCAUCAUCAUGUAGAUGCUUGGCCAUUUGUGUCCGUUAUAUUUGGGUAAAUAGCUGACGCAUCAAAACACAUAUGUCCUAAAGGACAGAAGAGCAGUCUCUUCCAGCAUUUCCAUUCAGACCUUGAUUUCCACUGUGACGCAAUGUGACACGUGAUGCUCCCUUUUUAUUGAUAACCAUUCUCAAAAUCAAAUGCAUUUGUUACAUAGCUUUGAAAAUAUAGACCCAUCUUUAGAAAAAUGUAAUAUUUUCAGACUUAACUGUGAAUUUUCAGCAUGCUACUGUAUGUCCAAACAACGUGUGUGUGAAUACUGUACAGUUUUGACUUUAAAACAAAAAGCACUUUGAUGGGAAGAAAGAUAACGAUGGAGUGUCCGUCACCCAUUUCUCUCAUUUCAAAACCAUAUCCUCAAGUGUCCUUCUCGUCUCGAUCACCACGAGGGUAAAUGUCUCCGUGAAAGCUUGAGGUUUAUGUAUUUGGCGAUAAGAACAGUGAUCAUGUAAAAAAACAUAACUUAAGUGCUCGCAACCCUGUCAUUUACACCAUAUCAGCAGAUCUGUAAAAACAGAUGGGAUACCCAAACUACACAGCCAACACAGCAUUCUGAAUAACAUGCAUCAAGAAUUUUUUAUACUCAUAUUUCAUAUAUUUUUAUAGGAUUUUUGUUAACCAUUUGUCCCCGUUAUUCAUCAUAAUUAAGGAGGCGGUAUCAGGGUUUGAGCGAAGUGUUGCAUCAGUGCCGGGAGAUGAUACGUAAAGUGACUGACAUAGGAGCCUCUCAGGCUUUCAGACAGAUGGUCCAGUGACAAAGAGUUGAGGCUGUGAAAGGAGAGGUUGAAACUGAAUAGCAGUGGAAUAAACUCACUCCGUAUUACUAAAUAAAAGAUACGUCUGGUGAUAUUCUAUAUUUUUCUUGUCAACAAAUCCCACAAAAAGACCAAAACCAACAAUGAAUUCAUGAUACGAUCAGGAAUUACCUGUAUAGUCAAAGCCUGAUUUAGUUUAUAGCUCUCCAUUGUUGUCCAUAAACUAUUAAAAAACUGAAACGGUGAGCCUCGUCGCAGGAGCAGGUGACAUUCAAUCAUUGCUACAAAUAGGCACAUUCAUUCAUUUAUUUUGAGUGAAGCCCACUCAUAAAAACUGCGCCGUUAACCCACGGCUGAAAAUAGUGCCCGAAAAAUGCAGCGGCCAGCAGUUUUAGUAAAUGAUUUACCAUUUCUUAGGAAUUAUCUAAAGUUGAAAAACAAUGGGCUUGGAGCCGAGAACCACAUAGGGGCUGGGGAAGUCAGAAAGUAUUAAGAGACAAACUGACACCUUCUUGGUUUUGUUUAUUUGUUGGCAUUGGAAAAAAUAAAAAAUAAAUAAAUAUUUGCAGCCCAAUACUUAAAGUGAUACUUUGCAGAUAUCCUCCGUGUUUACAGGUUAAAAUCACAGGACUCCACUGUGUGUGCCAGUAUGGUUGUAACAUUAUUUGUUAAGCAUUCAUGUCAAACUGUAUUUCUUCAAACAUGAGAACAAUUGCUGCACGUUAUGCGUGAUGUCACCUGGGAAACUGCGAUGGCAGGUAGCGCGUGUCCCUUUUCCUUUCACAGACGUGGGUUGGAUCUAGAAUACCUGUAUAUUAUAAAACUCAUGUCUUUGUCCUCAAUCAUAGUGGACCAUCUGUUUUAUUGUAAAUGAGUAGUGCAGAAAAUUAAAAUGUCUCGCAGCCUUGACAAAUGCUAGACCGUGUGGGACCAACUGAGGCCCUUAUUCAUUUUGGACCGAAACAUUUUUUUGUGAAUAAAAACAUGAACAAAACCGGA